Messenger RNA from Phaethon lepturus (White-tailed tropicbird), 1230 nucleotides. RefSeq names its product protein TANC1-like. The annotation marks the transcript as partial. The transcript has 7 exons. NCBI's taxonomy places the organism in Eukaryota, Metazoa, Chordata, Aves, Phaethontiformes, Phaethontidae. Gene Ontology annotation, cellular component: glutamatergic synapse. The record is from RefSeq and is a predicted model, not a curated record. Gene Ontology annotation, biological process: regulation of postsynapse organization.
AUGUGUGUGCCAGCAACUAUAACAAGUUCAUCAGAAACUGAUGAUCGUAGUGGAUCCAGUUUGGAAUGGAGCAAGGAUGGGAGUCUCCAAGCUGGAAAACAUCAAGGGAUUAGUCAUGAUCGAAGAACAGAUAAUUGUUCACCUGUUGCAGAAGAGGAGGCCAUUGGAUCUGCUGAGAAUUUGCCAAAAGAAGUACCAGCAGGAGAGGGUCCCGUUCCUUAUGCUCAAAGUUCUGGCUCUUUAAUAAUGCCUCGUCCAAACUCUGUUGCAGCAACAAGUUCAACCAAACUGGAAGAUCUGAGUUAUUUGGAUGGACAAAGAAAUACUCCUUUGCGCACUUCAAUUCGCUUACCUUGGCACAACACAGCUGGCGGAAGAGUGCAGCAGGAAAGUAAAGCUCGUUUUGUCCCCUAUAAGCCUCAAGACAUUUUGCUGAAGCCGCUGUUGUUUGAAGUUCCAAGCAUAACAACAGACUCGGUGUUUGUCGGAAGAGAAUGGCUGUUUCAAGCAAUUGAAGAAAAAUUGAAGAAUACUGAUCCAGCAGAGAACAGGGGAGCAGUCAUUACUGGAAAUGUGGGAUUUGGGAAGACUGCAGUCAUUUCACGGCUGGUGGCACUUAGCUGCCAUGGAAGUCGCAUGAGGCAAAUAGCUUCAAAUAGCCCUAAUUCUUCCCCCAAAAGUGGUGACUCCUGUCAGGAGAUUCCCUUAAGUCAGCUACCCCCGUCUGCUCCUCCAGCAGGUGGUACCAAUACAGCGAAGGCUCUGAAUUGUCCUGGUAGUCCUGAAUACCAAAACCAAACAGGCGAUGCCGUGAGACGCCUUGCUUCGAAGGUGGUUGCUUAUCACUACUGUCAAGCUGACAACACAUACACAUGUCUUGUCCCUGAAUUCGUGCACAGUGUUGCAGCUUUACUUUGUCGUUCAAAUCCAUUAACAGCGUACAGAGAUCUCCUAAUAAAAGAGCCUCACUUACAAAGCAUGCUUAGCCUGAGAUCUUGUGUCCAAGAUCCAGCAGCAGCUUUUAAAAGGGGAGUGUUGGAACCACUUUCAAACCUCAGGAAAGAGCGGAAAAUUCCUGAGGAAGACUACAUAAUUUUGAUAGAUGGUUUAAAUGAUGCCGAGUUUCAUAAACCUGAUUAUGGUGACACACUUUCUUCAUUUAUCGCUAACAUAAUUUGCAAGUUUCCUCCCUGGCUGAAGCUCGUUGUGACUGUAAGAACUAACUUCCAG